Molecule: messenger RNA, 2919 nt
Organism: Dioscorea cayenensis subsp. rotundata (Guinea yam)
Lineage: Eukaryota; Viridiplantae; Streptophyta; Magnoliopsida; Dioscoreales; Dioscoreaceae
Product: receptor-like protein kinase HERK 1
Biological process (GO): protein autophosphorylation
Cellular component (GO): plasmodesma; plasma membrane
Molecular function (GO): transmembrane receptor protein tyrosine kinase activity; ATP binding
Source: RefSeq, a predicted model, not a curated record
UAUAUGUAUAUAUAAAUGAACAGUUUACAGGUGUCCUGGUUUCAGUGUUUUAUUGUUUCAUUUCACUGCCCAUAAAUCUCACAAACUGAAACAGUUUAAAGUUUGAAGAAGAGUUGAAAAGGAUUUAGCAGGAGAGAUUUGGUUUUUCAUCCUCAGUGGGAUUCAAAGAUCUAGCAAGAGCUUUGGUUUUUCAUCUCAGAGGAGGCUCAAAGCGUUCCUGAGUUCCUGACAAGAGAAAUCAAUCAACCAUAGUUCCUUGUUUCAAGAUGGCUGCAAGAAAUCUUCAGCAAUUGUUCCUCUUUGCAAUGGUUAUCAUUUGUUUAGUAUGGUUCUCCAAUGCAUACAAUCCUGUAGAUAACUAUCUCAUAAACUGUGGUUCAUCGUCAAGCAAAAUCAUCGGCUCAAGAAAUUUCUCUGCCGAUAUAUCCCUCUCUUGGACCUUGACAGCCCCUAAAAGCAUCAUGGCCAAUACCUCAUCAAAUUCAGUAUCAUCCUUUGACACCCCGGCCUUAUACGAAACUGCUCGCAUCUUCACCGGAGCCUCAUCCUACACAUUCCCUAUUAAGCGCCAGGGUAGACACUUUGUUCGCCUUUACUUCUUCCCCUUCAUCUACCAAAACAUCAAUCUCACAAGUGCCAACUUUACUGUAUCGACACAAGACAUCGUCCUCAUUUAUGGCUAUCCAACACAAGAAGGUGCUACAGCAGUGCGGAAAGAGUACUCAGUGAACAUAGCACACGACCAACUCAUCAUCUCCUUCGCACCGUUGUCAAAUACUUCCCUUGCUUUCGUAAAUGCAAUUGAAGUUGUUUCAGUUCCCAGCAAUCUGAUCAAUGACACUGCAACGAUUGUAAAUCCACAAAGUGAGUAUCAGGGUUUAUCAGAACAAGCAUUUGAGACGGUUUAUAGGAUAAACAUGGGUGGUCCAUAUGUUGGCCCUGAGAAUGAUACUCUCUGGAGGAUUUGGGUUCCUGACAAGAAAUUCAUUCUUAAUGAACAUUUUGCUGUACCUAAGUCAUACUCUGGAAGCAUUUUUCGCGAAGGAGGAGAAACCCCGGAAAUUGCUCCUGAUGUUAUCUAUAACACGGCGACAGAGCUAGCUCCAACAAAUACUUCCAUUGCUCGUUUUAAUGUGACAUGGCAGUUUGAUGCGGAUGCUGGUUCCACCUACUUUUUACGGUUGCAUUUCUGUGACAUUGUUAGCAAUGCUUUGUUUGAGCUCUACUUUGAUAUUUAUAUCAAUACAUAUAUGGCCGUAAGUGAUGUUGAUCUCUCCACAAUUAAUUCGAAUAUGUUGGCUGCUGCUUGUUAUAUGGAUUUUGUCAUGACAAUGACUGAUAGCUCGAGUAACCUUACUGUUAGCAUUGGCCCCUCGAAUUUGCCCAAUGUUCUGCCUGAUGGCAUUCUUAAUGGUCUUGAGAUUCUAAAGAUGAGAAGCAAUGGAAAUGUUACUGUUGUAUCACCACCCAGUUCGAAGGCUGAUGUUGGUGUCAUUGUUGGUGCAGUAAUUGGUGGUGCUUUGGCUGUGGUGAUUGUAGUUGCUUGUGUUGUUUGCAUAAUGAUUAGGAGAAAGAAAGCCGGGAAAAAGCAACCGUCGAAGACUUGGUCACCACUCUCCAUAAAUGGGAUAAUGUCACAGAGCUUGGGAAGUGGACUUUCUGAUGGAACUAAUGCUAGAAUGGCACUGAAUGCAAACUUUGGUUUUCGAUUCUCCAUUUCUGCACUGCAAGAAGCAACAAACAACUUUGAUGAGAGUUGUGUUAUUGGAGUUGGAGGUUUCGGUAAGGUCUACAAGGGUGUUCUAAAAGAUGACACUGAAGUGGCGGUGAAGCGGGGUAACCCGAAAUCUCAACAAGGCCUUAAUGAGUUUCACACUGAGAUUGAACUGCUAUCGAGACUGCGCCAUCGUCACUUGGUUUCUCUAAUUGGUUAUUGUGAUGAGCGGAAUGAGAUGAUUCUUGUGUAUGAGUACAUGGAGAAUGGGACUUUGAAGAACCAUCUCUAUGGUUCGAACCUCCCUGCACUCAGCUGGAAACAGAGGCUGGAGGUUUGUAUCGGCUCAGCAAGAGGACUUCAUUACCUUCAUACCGGGCAGGCAAAAGCGGUCAUCCACCGUGAUGUCAAAUCUGCAAACAUCCUACUUGACAAGAACCUCAUGGCAAAGGUGGCAGAUUUCGGGUUGUCGAAAGCUGGGCCUGAAUUGGAUCAGACUCAUGUUAGUACAGCAGUGAAGGGGAGUUUCGGGUAUCUUGAUCCUGAGUACUACAGAAGACAACAGCUGACAGAUAAAUCUGAUGUGUAUUCAUUCGGAGUGGUAUUGCUUGAAGUGCUUUGUGCUAGACCGGUUAUCGAUCCCACACUCCCAAGGGAAAUGGUAAAUCUGGCAGAAUGGGCGAUCAAGUAUCAGAACAGAGGUGAGUUGGAUCAAAUAGUUGAUUCCCGUAUUGCAAGAACGAUAAGGCCGGAUUCUCUGAGGAAGUUCGGUGAGACAGUGGAGAAAUGCCUGGCGGACUGCGGGGUGGAUCGGCCAGCCAUGGGUGAUGUGCUGUGGAAUCUGGAGUAUGUGUUGCAGCUGCAAGAGGUGGAUGGAGGCACCGAGGUGAAUAGCAUCAAUCGAAUUUCCGGGCUUCCUACACAGAUGCACCACAUGAGCAUGUUUGAGAGUGAAACUGUGCAUGAGUCUGGUACCAGUGACAGCUCUGAUGUCUCAAUGAGCAAAGUGUUCUCACAGUUGUUCCAGUCUCAGGGAAGGUAGUUUGCCUCAGCUUUGCUCAUACCAUGUUUCAAUAGCUUUUUUUGAUGUCUUUGGUUUUGUUCUUUCAUGUAUGUGAAUAUAAUAAUGUCUACAGUGUUCUUUGUGCUUGGAACACCAUUAACAAAGAAAAUGGCAUGCCCAAUUCCUUCUUUUAAAUUAUAAA